This is a messenger RNA of Diatraea saccharalis (sugarcane borer), 4735 nucleotides long. Lineage: Eukaryota; Metazoa; Arthropoda; Insecta; Lepidoptera; Crambidae. The record is from the annotation of a GenBank genome assembly.
AUGAGGGUCGUAUUGACAGCUAAGCGGCAAAUCAAUCAGCACGAAUUGGUGCCCGUCUCCGUUGAUGCAGUGCGCGUUCGUGACGCAAUCUACUUGGGCUGCGAGUCGGGCUUCACGCUGGACAAACAUUCCAAUACGCUGGCUCUAGUAUGCCGUGACUUGGUUGCUAUAUUGGCCUUCGAAACGCGAGAGAGGCUUAUACAGUGGCAGGUGAAAGUGUCAGCGCAGUUGGGAGAGCCUCGGCAUUAUCUUGUGCUAGUUGGUAGUGGUGGUGCACGACGUGUUCCACCAGGGCCAGCGCGAUUGCAUUUGCACGAGGAGAGAUGUGCACUCACAGCUGGAGUGCCACCACGGUUACUCGGUGUCUGGGAAUUACGUCACCUCAGACGAUACGGGGUGGUGGAGGGUCGUUUCUGCUUCGAGGGUGGAUCACACUGUGGCAAGGGUGAGGGCCUUCACGUACUGAUUACCGAUCAAGCGCAACAGCUCGCUAGGGAUUUCGACCUCGCCUCCCAGGGCCGCCUCUCACCUAAGAGAAGACCCCUUAAUUCCAAGAAAAUUGAAAGUACGGAGAGUCCCAAGUCUCAUAAAGCGUACCGACCUGACACUCGACUAUCUGAACUAAAUACUAUCGAUCGCUCCCUUCCUCCGAUGGAUUUAAGGCUUUAUGAAGAUCCUUGUAUCGGUGAAGAGGUAGGAGCUAUAUCUCCGUACUGGCCCUCAACAGAGAGAACAAAUUUUCAGGAUUUAGGCUUAGCAGAUACUGCUUCAGUUAAUGAAACGAUAGAAGGAACAGAUACCGCUCCAUGGAAUGGUACAGGCAACGUUUCACUUGAAAGGUGCAUGAGCUGUAUAUCAAAGCUUGGUGCUCUUUCAAGAUCGUCUACGGCAGCGUUGACGCCUGGAGCCAAACAUUUUAGCCCUGCGUGGACGAUGGAAGCCGUACCUGAAACUCCACGUAAAGAUUCUCUUCCAAAAGAAAAUACUCAAAGUUGUGACAUUAAUUUUAAGAAAUCUAAUAAGACUGAAGAAUUGUGCCGUUGCUUAGAUCGGCCUCCAGAUAGACCCCCUAAACCUACAAGAUUAGAAUUAAACUUCGUAAAUAAGCCCCCGAAGACUCUUCCAAUCCAAACAUGUAGCUGUGCACAUAUUGAAAUAAUAGAAGAAAGCAAAUUUACAAAAAUCGGUCCUUAUGAAAAUUACGAUGUACCGAGACUUCCUUCAUCAGAGGUUGAGGGAGAGUAUUACGAUACGCCGAAAAGGUUAAAAGAAUGUCUUAAUGAUGAAUUGUUCAGGAUUACGAAAAGUUCUACUUCUAGAUCCGUAAUACUCAAGAAACCUUGCGGAUGUUUACUUAAAUUUGGGAAAAAGCCAAGAGAGCCCACUAUUGUAGAUGCAGAUGAAAAUUUUCAACCUGCUAAUUGCCCUUGUCAAAGGGUAACAGAUUGGGCGAAUAAUUGGAUAAAAUUGCCAUAUUGCAAAAAAAAUACCAUAUCCAGUGAUAAUUUGGUACCUAAUAAAGAAAAUUUGAAGCCAAAUUUAAGUGACCGUAGUGCUCUUUAUGCAACUAUUGACUUAACUCGGAAAACUAGAAGAAAACAAAACUCUAGUGACUACCAAAACGACAGUACGCCAGAUCAUCCAGAUACAGAUUCUAAAUCUAUUGAGGUAGAUGAGGGUCCCCUAGCGAAUUAUGAAAAUCUUAAUUUUGCUUUAUCGUUAGAACACUACGAGAACGCUAAAGAUUUAUUAAAAAAGGCAGGUGUAACUCAAAUUGAACUAGACGCAAUAACUGCAAAUCUUAAGCCAUCGUCUUUUAUAAGUGGACAUGAAAAUGAUAUAUGUUGUAAAUGUGGCCAUCUACAAGUUGCUGCAGGAAAUUCUAAAAUAACAAAAAACGAAACAACUCAUGAAGAUUAUUUGAUGAUGGAGCCAAAUAUAAUUGAAAAUAAUAAAUUUGAUCAAUCAAAAAUUUUACCACCUGGCUAUACACCAAUGUCACCGAUAGGUGGAUUUGCAUUCCAUACUCUUAAACAUCAACCAAAAAGUCCUAUAAACAGGUUAUUAGAAGAAAAAUCUGCUAGUAAUCCAACAUUAUGUGGGCCAGAUGAAACACGGCAGUCAGAUGCAGAAGGUAAAGAAUCGAAAGACGUGCGUUCAUCUAACGAACGAAUUGAAAGAAUAGAAUACCGAAAACGAUCAUGCUCAGCAGAUUCGUCACGAUUUUUGGAAGAUGUCAAAGAGUUUGAAGGUAGCGUAGGAAGUAGGGGUUCCACAUCAUCUAUCGAAACCCUUCGUAAUAUCACUCUUGAAGGAGACAGAACAUCAAUUCAGUGCAAUUGUACUGCCGAUAACAAGCAUUCAGAUGCAGAUAGUUCUGAAGCAUCUAAAGGCAGAGGUCGUGGCCCGCCGCCUGCAAAGAGAUCAUCUUCAGUCCCUGGGAAAACAAGUGGAAACAGAGAUUCAUCUAGUUCGAACGAUUCUGGUGUUUCGAGUUGUUCACUUCGCCCUGGGGCCGAGCUAGUAGAAUUUGAACUACCACUGACGACGGCAGCUACACGACGUCACUACCGGAGUGCUCGGCGAGCCAUUGCCUCCUUCCACACGUCGUUACCGCGUCGUUCUAAAUCCACAGAUCCUCUGCGUGAUUUUGCUACCAUGCAAAGGGUGCGCAUACCAGCCAAAUCCUCUUCGGCAGAAGCAGAAGUGCCUAUACUGAAUGUCAAACCACUCAGAGGUGUUAUUGACACACACAGUACAUCAAGUGGAACGUCUGAUAUGUCCGACUAUAUAGAAACUCUUUCAAUAUGUUCGUCGCAUUCUUCAUCUGACACACCGGUUACUAUGAGGGUGGUGAGGCAGACGACCAGCACGCUACGGCCGCGAUCCGGCAAGGAAUAUCAAAACCUGGAUCCUCGACUCACCUCCGUUUAUCGUAAUCAUCCGCAUCUCUACACAAAUUUACCCUGAAUUAUGAAAAUAUGAAUUACUAUGAUACAGCGACUAAUUAAUGUAUGAACGGAUAUUAUUAAGCUAUGUUUUAUUAUUCUGCUGAAAUAUGUUGAUUUGUUUAAAAAUAAGAAAAUGCUACUAGUAUCGUAUGAAACAUCGAGAAUUCUUAAAAUUUCGUUCAGCUUUUUAAGUCUUUCAGUGUAACAUAUUCAAAUUAUAUGGUUACCUGCAUUAAAUUCAACUUCAGACCAUUAUUGACAGUCUGCAAACAAAUUGAUGAUUGACGUAGUUACUAUGUAAUUUUAAUCAACUUUAGAUGUUGUAAUUUGAAAGUAAUACAUUGGUUGCUGUUGUGUGUAAAAUUUAUUAUGUAAAGUAAAUAACUUUUAUUAUUUUGUGUGAUCCGUCCAUGAACUGUCACUUUUUUUUUAAAGUAGAGUCCACUUUUGUAAGGUGUACUUAUUUUGAACAUAAAUUUACAAAACAUUUAUUUUAUUUUUUAAAUUGACACAUUACAUAAGAUGCUGUUAAUAAAUAUAACACUCUCUAGGUAAACUAAACGAAUUACAUGACAGGUAAAAUAAAUAACAUACAAUUAUAUAAUUGCAUUUGUAAAACACAUACAACAAAGCCUAAGGUUUCUGCCAAAUAUUGUCUUUUUCUAGUCAUUUGUAAGCACUUAUUAAUAUUGUAAAUAGUCGAAUGUCGAACGUAUGUCUGGUGGAAUAAAUCAUAGUGCCAAUAUAUUUCGCAUUUUUGUAAAUACCUCUAUUUAGAAUUAUGUAAAUUAUAUGAUUAUUAUUAAUUAUUGAAAUUAUAUUAAUAUUAUAAUAGGAUUAAAACUUUACAACGAUUCUCUUGUCUCUACUUUGUUAUAACGGUGUAAUUAUUUUGAUAUCGGCGUUUAUCUGUGCGAGAUUAUAGUAUGAGGUGUCCUACUUCUCAUAUGUAUUGUAAGGAUAUUGAAUUGACGUAGUUGCCAUUACGAAACUCACUAUAGCAAUAAGCAGUGCAACCAAAGGUGAUCCAUUGUAUUAUAGAAUUAUUUAUAAUUAUAUAUCUAAUAGUAUAUUAAACGAUACGGCGCAAAUGUGAGGCCUCGUUUGCUGCGGUAUUGACGGAAAAUGCCAGGAUUGUAGCAGUUAGUGCAUUAGUUAUUAAAAUGUACAUACCUAAAUAUUUUAAUUUGUGUAAAUGAUUCUAUAAAUUUAUACUUAAUUAAUGCUUCCAAUAUUUGUAAAAUAAUAGAAUAAAUAGAACAAAUAAUAUUUAAAUUAAAGUUAAAUAUGGUGUGACUUCUGUUGUUGCAUACAUUGGGGUUGUAGAAAUUGUUACUUUUAGCAGAAUGCAUGCUAAACUGGAUUUAUCUUUCAAUCUUAUAAAAUUUUCAUUGAUAUUGUUUCUCUGAAAAUAAUGACUCGCAGGCUAAAGUAGGUAAAAAUAUUAUUAGAAUAGCAUAAGCCAGCUUCAAUCAAAGUUCGCUAGUCAUAAAAUAUGUAACUUCUUUUUUAAUGAAUUUCGUGACCAGUUUAAGAUGUAUAUAAUCACGUCAAGACCGCAGUAAGCGUAGGCGGGCCCCGAUGACCCGAAGACUGGAUUUGUAAGCAGGUUGUUUAGACAGUACGCUAGCGAAUGAAUUUAUAUAAACUAACUAACGUUAAAUGAACUUAAAUUUCUGAAUAAAAACUUGAUAAACAACUAAAGUGUGUAUUCAAUUUCAUUGAAAACCUAAUUAGCGGCAUAACGCUUUACAAAGUCGAUAGAUAAUUUGCAAAACACAAUA